AUGAAAGAGUUUAUAUUGCAUAUUAUCAGUAUUAUUGUGUACUCGAAUAGUCCAUUCGCAUUUGCUGAAUAUAAUGAUACUUUUGAUACAGUAGCUAUGGCUAAACCACAUGUUAAAGUGUGUGGCGAUAUUCGUGUUACACUUUUUGAAUUAAAGCGUGGUUUUGAUGUUCAUGCACUAUCGUCCUGUGAAAUAAGUCUUGGAUCAGUUACAUAUGCUCCAAUGCAUUAUUUAGCAAAUGCCAGUACAAUAACCUCAAUACGAUUUCCUAAUCUUCGCGAAGUUCAUGGUCAUAUGUUAUUAGCUUAUUCAUCUAUGCAUUCAUUCUCGUCAAUGUUUCCUCGCCUAUCAAUUAUUCAUGGAAAAGAUUUAUAUCAUGGUUAUUCAUUGAUUGUGAUGGACAAUGUUUUACUAGAAGAUUUAGGUUUAACAUCAUUAAUUAGCAUACGUCAAGGAAAUGUAAUUAUAGCUCGAAAUGCUCAGUUAUGCUAUUCAGAAUCUUUACGUUGGAAUGAUAUCAUGGAAACAAAAAAGACGCAGGUGAUAUCGAGACAAAACCGCGAUAGUUGUGCUUUUUGUCCAACAUGCCCAUCGGCAUGUUGGUCACCAACGCAAUGUCAACAAAGGUGUUCACCUAACUGUCAAGGAAAUUGUUUAUCAGAAACAGUUUGCUGUCCUGAGCAAUGUGUCGGAGGAUGCCACUAUAGCAAUAGAACCGUUACGUCAAGUUUAAUAUGUAAUGCUUGCAGAACUAUGAGAAUUCAUGCGAGUGGAUUAUGUGUUGAAAAGUGUCCUGACAACAUGUUGAAAGCUGGUGGCUCAUUAUGUGUCACUCAUCAAGAAUGUAAGUCGUUCUUCUUGGGUACUGGCUUUAUAUUAGAUGAAAUCAAUGAAUGUGUUCUAUCUUGUCCACAUGGUUUUAUGCGUAUGUCACAUUCACAUUGUGUUCGUUGCAUUUCUUCUCCGGCAAAUAAUUAUUGUCACGGUGCAUGUAAAGAAAGGCAUAUUAGAUCCAUAGGAGAUUUUCGAUCAUUAAAAUAUUGUUCACGUGUGCAUACAUUAAACAUUUACAAUAUUGAAACUGUUGAUGCGAGAAAAAAUAAUUUUCUCGAAGCAUUCUCUGCACUCAGCUCACUUGAACAAAUCGACCAUGAAUUUACAAUACAUAACGUUAAGAUCUUUUCAGCAUUGAGUGUUUUUUCUCGACUUCGUCGUAUUGGCAUAACAUCAAAUUCUUCAAUGACAAUCGAAGAAAAUGAAUUCUUAACUGAACUCUGGUCGUCAACGCAACAACAACCAAUUAUUCAAGGAAGUUUGAAUAUUGUUCGCAAUGCUCGAUUAUGUUUGAAAAAUAUUGUAAAUUUUAUUAAUUAUACAAUGACGUAUGAAACAGAUCUUCAAGUAACACGAGAUACACGGAAUGAAUAUGCUAAUGGAUAUUUAGCCUCAUGCGAAUCAAAUUUUUUGAAAAUUUCAGUGAACAAAGUACGUUCAAGAACAGCGCGCAUUAAUGUGGCUAUACCAAAAGAAUCAUUUCCUCGAUCUAGUGGUAUAGCAAAACAUUUACGUCGACCAUUUUUAUCAGUAUAUUAUAAAAUAACACGAACAAGAAAUGAAACACAUGUUGAUACAAUGCAUUCAAAUAAAUGGUCAAGAGUUGUCGAGAAAGUGAAUUAUAAUCUAACUCCUCACGGUGGCUCAUUUACAAUGAGCGCGCAAUUAACGUCACUUCUUGGCGAUGAAUCGUAUGCAGUUUAUGCAUCGAUAACAUCAAGUAUUAAUACCAUCGGUUUGUUUUCUCCUAUCGUUUAUUUUCGUACGUUACAACGUCAAUCUGAACCAAUUCUUAACUUACGCGGAGAAUCUUUAUCUCGCUCAACUAUUGAGCUGGUAUGGCAACCACCAUCAAAACCUAAUGGUCCUAUAUCACAUUAUCUUAUUUAUUAUGCACCCAUGGAAGAUCGUUUGCCGGUAAAUAAUUCAAAAUUACUUUGUCUAAUGAAAGAUCGUUGGCGAACAGAAGGAACCACUGAAAUUAAUACUCUGAAUGUCACGAAAUCAACACGAUGUUCAGGGCCUAGAUUUCGAUCAUCAAAUAUGAUGCGAAGCAAUUAUGAUGAAGCAGAUGAGGACAGUGAAGAAAAUACAAGUAUCGAUCAGGUUGUUGCUGAUUUAUCGAUACUUGAAUAUCAACUGAUUAAUUCUGUCAGCCACCGAAAAGAUCCAUUAUUUAUACGGCCAGAAUUGAAGGAUACAAUAAUCAAUGAUCUAGAUCAUUACUUUGAAGAUAAAAGUAGUGCUUUCAAUGAUAAUUUCAAAUCGAACUCUCAAGAACAACCUGGUGUUGAACAUAAACCGUACAUUGAUGAAUUCAAUAUAUCGGUGCCCGAUACAAGAGUUGUUAUUAGUAAUUUAAAAGAAGCACAAAUGUAUAUGUUUCAAGUAUAUGCAUGCCAUGAUAUAUCACGACAGUUACUAUCUGAUGCUUGCAGUCUAAAUGGAAUUAUAUUAGCUGUUAAAACAAAGCCCGGUGAUCCAUCACGUGAUAUAGUAAGCAAUGUUAAAGUUAUUGCUCCAAUAGAAGAUUCAGAUUCUGCUAAAGCUAAUAUGGAAUCACUUCAUUAUCAAAUAUCAUGGUCAGAGCCUUCAGCACCAAAUGGCCUAGUCUACUUUUAUAUGAUAUAUAUUGACCAGAAUACUAAUAAUGGACCUAAAGAAGAACGUUGUGUUGGAAAUGAUGUAUUUUCUAUCAAUGUAACACUUCUACCAAGAACAAAAUAUCAUUUAAGAAUAAUUACAUAUACAAUAGCUCGAUUGAAUAAUGAAUAUAGAGAUCGAGAACAAAUUAAUGGUGAUCAACUUUCAUUCAAUUCAACAAACUUAUUUUUUGAAUUAGUUUUUACAACGAAGAAUUCGUCGAGUACUGAAAUAGUUCGACAAAAUCGAUUGUUGGCAUUGAUAGUAAUAACUGGUUUAGCUAUGCUUUUAUUUUUAUUUGCAACUGGUUGCCUGCUUUAUUAUUAUAAAUAUGUUCGCGGUGAUACAAAAGCGUCGAUAUCAAAAAAUCCUAAUUAUGAGUUAUAUACACCUGAUCGAUGGGAAAUCGAUAAAGAUUCUGUCACGUUAGAACGACUGAUCGGUCAAGGACAUUUUGGUCAAGUUUAUCAAGGCGUUUUGAAAUUACCAGAUGGCACACUCAAACCAUGUGCUAUUAAAGUACGAACAUCACACGCAACUGAUUUAUUACAAGAAGCAUCAAUCAUGAAACAAUUUCGAUGUUAUCAUGUGAUUCAACUGUAUGGAAUAUGUUCACGUAUUCGACCACCUUUUGUUGUUAUGGAAUUAAUGGUCAAUGGGGAUUUAAAAAAUUAUCUUUAUCGACAUCGACAAAAUGAAAUUAAUCCAAGGAGUUCAACAUUAACUGAAUCAGAUAUGAUUCAAUUAGCAUUAGAUGUUGCUGAUGGAAUGGAUUAUUUAUCAGAUCAAAAAUUUGUACAUAGAGAUUUAGCUGCAAGAAAUUGUCUUGUAAAUGCAAAUAAGACUUGUAAAGUUGGAGACUUUGGAUUAGCCCGUGACAUAUAUGAAACAGAUUAUUAUCGACGAGGUGGUCGAAGUUUUCUUCCUAUCCGAUGGAUGGCACCGGAAAGUCUAAGAGAUGGACGUUUUGAUACAUUAUCUGAUGUUUGGUCAUUCGGUGUUCUUCUAUGGGAAAUAGCAACAUUCGCUGAACAACCUUAUCAAGGUUAUGGUAAUGAAGAAGUUGUUCAUUAUGUUCGAUAUGGAAAUAUAACACUCGAACGUCCACCAAACUGCCCAGAAAUAUUACAUAAAUUAAUGCAUGCCUGUUGGGCAUUUUCGCCUGGUGAUCGAAUAUCUUUUCGAUCAAUAGUUGAUGAAUUAGUUCCAUAUGAAAAUGAAGAUUUUCGUUUGAAUGCAUAUUAUCAUACUCAACCGCAUUUACCGCAAGAUCAAAUUCUCAUAGUUACUAAUGAUUAG
Molecule: messenger RNA, 3996 nt
Organism: Rotaria socialis
Lineage: Eukaryota; Metazoa; Rotifera; Eurotatoria; Philodinida; Philodinidae
Source: the annotation of a GenBank genome assembly